GGAAACUUGGAGAAAGAAAAGGGUUUAUUAAAUUUUUAGAUUAAUUUAGGGACACAAAUGCACACAUGUUAAUCGCUUUUUAAUGUUGUAAGUGCCAACAUAUUUUCCGAUCAAUUUUUAGAACCAGAAUUUUAUUCCUAUUUUUAAUCCUUUUUUUAACCGUUCUUAAUUAAUAUUUUUUCACUGAUUUGGGUUUUCUGAUUAUAUUACGAUUCUGUUCAACUAAAUUUUGUCAAAUUAUAAGAUGCACACUAGUCAUGAACAGUAGUUUUAAUGAAUUGUAGUCCUAUUGAUUAUUCAUUAGUUUCAUCGCUACUGCCAUGCCCUUCCCUUGGAGCCUAAUAGUUUUGAAAAUACUGUUAUAUUUUAUAAAAAUGUUUAUGCAGUUCAGCAAAUGUUAAAAUCUAGUCUUCAGUCUAUAGAAAUUUUUCCAGAUUUUUAUUUUAUUAUAUUUUAAGUUCCUAGCUAUAACUUCUUAAAUGUGCAUUAUGGAUAUUUUAACUCUUGUGAUUAUUUCCUUUGAAUUCAUAUGAUUUGUUUAAAUUCUAUCAUUCUAUUUGUACAUACAAUAUGAAUUAUUAUUUGCUAUAGUUUUAGUCAUAUUUUAGCAAUGUACAUCUUGCUUUACACCAAUCUUGUCAUGUCAAAUUAUUCUUCAAUUUGUUAAUAAUCUUGUCAAAUCCGUGUCCUAGUAAAUUUGCAUCCAACUAACUGUUUUAUAUUUCUAGAAACAAUGAACACCUUCAUCAAGCUUUGCAAAAAUAUUUUUGGAAAUCUCGGGACUUACUAGAACUUUGAAGAACAAUAUGUUCCUACCUGCGGCCUCUGCACCCCACUAUCAUGCUAGGCCGGAAGAUAUCUCCAGUCUUAAGGACUGUUCAGAGAAUCGAAGGUUUAACCUCGCGGCUAAUCAUGUGAUACAAAUCCCUCCCUCGCCUCCCAAAUCCAACCAUGUCUCCAGUAUUAGACCAGACCAGGAGAAUAUUCCAACCUUGUCACCUAAACAGAAGAAAAUAUUUACCUCCUCGUGUAAAGAAAUGCGAGAAGAUACAACCGAGGAAGAAUCUCGACCAAAAGUAAUAAACCUUCUCCGUGCUCGUACAAUCCAACCCACCUAUGAUAAUACAAAUAACAUUCCAUCCAGCAUUAUUAAUGAUCAAAAUAAAGUAAAGAAUGAACAUGGUCUUCCAUCAAUUUAUACGGAAAAUAUUUUAAAUUGCAAAAAAGUGGAUAACGUCCAACAGCUUCCUGAUGUCGAACAACAGCUUGCUGAUCAUGAACAGCUUCUAGAUCCUGAACAACAGCAUAAUAAUGUUAAACAGCUUUACAAUGUUGAAAAGCGUCCUGAUUAUGAACAACGGCUUCCUGAUGUUAAACAGAAGCUUCUUGAUGUUGAAGAGCAGGUUCCGUAUGUUGAACAUCAGCCUCAAAACGUCAAGCAACAGCUUCCUGGUGUUAAUAAACAGCUUAAUAUUGUCGACAAUAAGCUGACUCUUGUUGAAGAAACUCUUCUCAAUGAUUUAAAACAGCUUCAAGGUCAUAGAAAUCAAGGUCCUACAACUCAAGUCAAUCUCUCAAAUCGCAAAUUGCAAGACGACAUUGUCCCAAACAUUGACUCUACAACAGAAUCAUCUAUUAGUGUCGGAGAUAAACAGUGGCAAGUUAAUGUAAAGAAUAUUAACCUCUCAGUUGAAGAGCUGAAGAAUCUGAUUGACGAUGAGAAUAAUUGUGAACGUUUCUACUCCAAUGAAUUUUUGGACCAAUGCCUCCUUAAAUGCUGGUUAUGUGGGGAAGAGGAACCAAAGCACCAGUUUAGAUCACACCUUAAGACAGUGCACUCUACAUGGAUUAAAGCAUAUAAAUCAUUAUUUGGAGGACUAACAUACAGUCGAAUAGUUUUCCACAAAUGUGAUCUAUGUGGUGAAGAUAUACAGAUGGAAAAUAAAUUUCUCAAAAAUCACUUCAGGUUUCACGGGUUAUCCUUCCAUGAUUACAGAACUAGGUUUCCAGGAGUUCCUGGAUAUACAGAGGAAGAACAAGCUUCUCAGCUUAAGGAUGAACACUCGGUUAACCAGAAUUCCACGAUUGAAAGGUCGGAGAUGCUACCACAUCCUAAUUUAGAGGACUCCAACAAAAAGCUAGAGAACGAGGAUACAGCUAAGGAUCUAGAAUCUGUCUGCACCUCAGAGAUUGCUCUUAUCAAACCCAUUUCAAAACUUGAAAAUUCCUUGACAAGUCCCCACUCUGAUGAAGGCAAUGAGGAUGAACAAUCUAAGACUAGAGAGGACAGAAGGGAGAAUAGAAGAAUAAAAAAAACCUGCCUGGAAAAAGAAGAAUUACCGUUCCACAUGUUUAAUAAGCAUCUUCUAAACAAGCAUGACCUGAAACUCCCAGAAUAUAGACGGCAGCAUGGGAUUCCCAAAUUUGCAGAAUGCAUGUCAGAAAAGAAACAGGAAAAAUGUAAUGAUGAAAUUGCAGAAUCGGAAAGAAAUGUAGGAAAUGAAGAUGAAGGAUCUACGAUUAGAAAGGAGAAAAAGGAGAAGAAAAGAAUGAAAACAACCUGCCUUGAAUGCAAAGAAGCAUUGCCAUCCUACAAGCUGAAUAAGCAUCUUCAAACAAAGCAUAUGCUUAAACCUAGUGAAUAUAGACGGAAGCAUGGGAUUGCAAGCAUUUCCCAAUUUUCAGAAUGUAAGUUAGGAAGGGAAAAGGAAAAAUGUAAUGAGGAAAUCGCAGAAAUCGCAGAAAUCACAGAAUCGGAAAGAAAUGUAGAAAAUGAAGAUGAAGGAUCUAAGAGGAGAGAGAAUAGAAGAAUGAAAAUAACCUGCCUGGAAUGCAAAGAAGCAUUGCCAUCCUCCAAGCUGAAUAAGCAUCUUCAAACAAAGCAUAUGCUUAAAUCUAGAGAAUAUAGACGGAAGCAUGGGAUUGCAAGAAAAUCAAAAUCAUCAGUAUGCAAGUUAGGAAGGGAAAAGGAAAAAUGUAAUGAGGAAAUCGCAAAAAUCGCAGAAUCGGAAAGUAAUGUAGGAAAUGAAGAUGAAGGACCUAAGAGGAGAGAGAAUAAAAGAUUGAAAAUAACCUGCCUGGAAUACAAAGAAGCAUUGCCAUCCUCCAAGCUGAAUAAACAUCUUCAAACAAAGCAUAAUCUUAAACCUAGAGAAUAUAGACGGAAGCAUGGGAUUGCAAGAAAAUCAAAAUCAUCAGUAUGCAAGUUAGAAAAAGAAUAUACGGAACGAAAUGAGGAAAUCGCACAACUAAAACCAAAUAAACUUAAGAUUGAUCUUAAACGUUUGAAAGUUACAAUAUCAGAAGACGUGGCACUCGUCAAAGCCCCUGUAGUUGUUCCGAUUCUGAAAAGAAGUUCGACAUCACCAAAUCCCGAUCUGAUUGAAAAUGGUGGCAAAAAGUUUUCUGAUAUUUUAGCAGACCAGUGCAUUUUCCAAUGUGAAGUUUGUCAUCAGCAUAUGAAUAGGAAGCAGUUAACUAAGCAUGUUGUCAAGAAGCACCAAAAGACCUGGCAGAGUUACAAGGAUGUAUACGGGGAUUUUAAUCCAAUCUCAGAUGUUUUCUACAGGUGUAAGUGUUGUCAGGCAGAGAUGUUGUUUGUUUAUGAGCUUGUACUAAUGCACUGCAGAACUGUACAUAAGAUGAGCUUCCCGGAUUACAGGACGAAAUACUCUGCGUUCAGUGAAGAUGUAUCUCGAGUUUUCUCAAGAAAUUGGUCGGAUGCUUGCACGUGCCUGUGUCCCUUCUGUAGCAAGGUCUUUCCUCACGGACAACUCCUACAUCAUACGAAAAGUGUACAUAAAAAGCGUCCAGGACCGUAUCAAUACGUAAAGAAGACUUAUUAUAGGUGUAUAAUAUGUACCUCAGUUAUACAACUUACAAAAAAUGAUAUCCGUGAUCAUUUACGGACGAUCCAUGGGCUUACUUUGGAGGAGUACAUGAAGUAUCCAGGAGCCUUUGAAGGUGGUUGCCUGGACGAUACGGAAAUAGGACACGACAGAGAUGAUAUUAAAGAAUUAGACAGUCCUGGGGUAGAAGAAUCUCAAAAGGAUCAAAUAGAAUCAAUUAUACAAGAUACGGACAAUAAUUAUCUUUGUGAUUCAGGAGUUGAUAUGAAAUAUUUUGAUAAAAUAUUGUCUGACCUUGGAGCCAAGAACAAUGAGAAUGAUGUUAGGGAGCAAGAAGAUUCUGAAGUUGAUCAUCAGAAAGAUAAAAAAGAAAAUAACACAACUAAUGAACAGAUGAAUGGUGAACCAAGGAGAAAUGAAAAUCUGAACGAGAACAAAGAAGAGAACGGUUUAAAUAAUAAAGAUAAAAAUGCCAAAGAUAGCAAAGUAUCUAAUGAAAAAGUUGAAAGGAUCAAUAAAAGUGAAGCUGAUAUUAAAAAUGCUGAUGAAGAUGAUAAAGAAGAUGCUAAUGAUGAUGAAAAACCUAGUGAAGUUUAUAAAAAACUAAGCACGGAUGAUCAGAAUCAGGAAAACGCAGGAACAAAUUCCUUUGUAGAAGUUAAAGAGUUGUUAACAGAACUAGACAAUGGAAAUAAUAGCAUUGACGAGAGUGAAUCAGAAAGUCAACUUACUGUUAUAGAGUCUACAGACAUUGAACUUAUACAAGUAAGAAAUCUUCAAGAAUUUGGCCUUAAUGUCAAUGAGGUAGAGUGUACAGUACAAUGUUAUGAGGAGGAGGUGAUGGAUUGUGAUCCAGAGAAUAAUUUUGAAGUAGUGAUAGAACAUUGUGCAUUAGAUGAAAAAGUCGUAGAUCACGAAGCAGCUGAAGAUCACAGAGCAGUGAAAGAUCACAAUUUAAGUGAAGAUUAUAAAGCAGUGAAAGAUCACGAAACUGUGGAAGCAAUGGAAGAUCAUCAAAUAAUGGAAGAUCGCAAGGCAGUGGAGGAUCCCAAGGCAAUGGAGGGUCGAGAAGUAUUGGGAAACAAAGAAAAUUUCAUAAAGUUUACUACUUCAGUAGUCCAGAAAGAACCAAACAAGAGAAAGAAUGACUUCCACACUAAAAUUCAGGCACACAUUAAAAAAAUAGAAAAAGAAAUAAAAAAUAGUUUUUUGUUAAAUCUAUCCCCUAAACAGAACUUACUGGCCGAUGUAGAGAGAGAACAAUUGCCUGCUUUUUCACAAGAAAAGUUUGUUCCUGACCGGCCAAAACGAAAAAGAAAAGCGCGUUACUACGCUGAUUUUGUAGAAAUUGGCGAAUCCGACACUAAUGAGGAAAAUUGCAUUAAACGAAAACGAAAAACUUCCGUAGUUUUGGAGAUUUCACACCCCUCACCACCCAUAUCUGCUGCGGCAGCCAAUAUGACCGCUACGAGAUAUACUCAGCAUAUUUCUGGGUUAAGGACAGCUGGAGUGACUUCACCCGGCAAUGUAGAAAUUAACUCUUUAAAUCAUCUAGUUCCUGAUUCGGUGAAGAUUGAAACCCAAGAAGAUAAAGUACCUAGUACCGAAACUAAAGCUGAGUUAUCAGGAGAUGUCGUCUUCCUAUGCCCGUUCUUACUUGAUGGAUGCAAGACAGUGACGGAUCUAAAUGGAUUACAGAGUGGAACUGCAUCCCGCCAUUGUAUCUCCGUUCACAAAACAGUUCCCUACAUGAUGGCUAAGAAGAACAUUACCUGGAAAAAAGUGGAAAAAACCUCUGUUGAUUUUUCAAUAUUUGUUCCACUAUAAAAUAUGUUAAAUUUUUUGUUCAGAAUUUUCUCGGAAAUUUAAAAUUUGUUUCAAACAAAUCUAACUUUUCCAUUCUAUAUACAACAUACAUGAAUUUAAGCUGUUACCUUGUUUAUAAGUGCCUGAUUUGAUACCUCAUAGAAAUCAUAUCUAUAUUAAUCCAUGAAAAUUUCAUAUAUAUUUUUUAAAGUGUCAUUUAUAUCUUUCUAUUUUUUAGAA
This is a messenger RNA of Eurytemora carolleeae, 5894 nucleotides long. RefSeq lists its product as uncharacterized. The coding region runs from base 807 to 5675 and encodes 1622 amino acids. Gene Ontology annotation, cellular component: preribosome, large subunit precursor. NCBI's taxonomy places the organism in Eukaryota, Metazoa, Arthropoda, Copepoda, Calanoida, Temoridae. Gene Ontology annotation, molecular function: rRNA binding. Gene Ontology annotation, biological process: ribosomal large subunit assembly. The transcript is spliced from 14 exons. The record is from RefSeq and is a predicted model, not a curated record.